AUGAGUGUAUGCUUUAUCUUUUGCGCUUUUAGGAUAUCCCCCUGCUUGUUAGAUGGAGGCGCUGAUUUGCAGAAAUAUCGAAUAGGGAGAGUUCUCUCUUCUCAAACCAUCGGCGUCGAGUUCUCCUCCAAGAUUGUCAAAGUCGGAACCGGUUCGCGAAGGAAAAGGAUAAAGCUACAACUCUGGGACACUGCUGGGACAGAACGUUUCCGUUCCGUGUCACGCUCGUACUACCGCGGUGCAGCCGGGGCCAUUUUAAUAUACGAUGUCGCCUCUCUCGCCUCCUUCAAUGCGCUCCCUACCUUCUUACUCGAUGCUCGCGCGCUGGCAUCGCCGAACCUAACCGUAUUACUGGCGGGGAAUAAGAGUGAUUUGAUAACAGACCCUAUGGCCCAUGGGGACUAUUGGGAAGAUGGCCAAAGAAUACCCGCCACUCCCACCAGCACAUCCAGCAAACAAUCGCCGUUUCCGUUUGAUUCCGGCGGCGGGUCUGUUCGCUCGAUAAAUAGCCCGAUUGCGGGGACUAGGAUGACAGCGACGGUUGCGCAUGACCAUGAGGUAUCUCUGGAAGACGCGUCGCGAUGGGCUGCCAGAAAUAACAUCCCGGUUGCCGUGGAAGUAUCCGCGCUUUCUGGCGAAUGUGUAGAAGAGCUCUUUACUCGGCUAGCACGGAUAAUUCUGACCAAGAUUGAGCUUGGUGAGAUCGAUCCAGAUGAUCCCCAGAGUGGAAUUCAAUACGGAGACAUGUUUGGCAUGAGCGCCAGUGAUGGUGGCAGUAUCCGAAGUGGUAUCACUGUUGACGAUUCCUACGUUCAACUCCACAAAGGGAGGAGUCACCAAAAGAGUGGCAGGUCCUCGGCCUUGCGAGAAUGGGAGGAUGUUUUCCGGCUGGGUGGCACAACUAGGAGAAAGGGCUGUUGCUGA
Molecule: messenger RNA, 924 nt
Organism: Uncinocarpus reesii 1704
Lineage: Eukaryota; Fungi; Ascomycota; Eurotiomycetes; Onygenales; Onygenaceae
Product: GTP-binding protein ypt4
Exons: 1
Coding region: 1-924 (307 amino acids)
Biological process (GO): regulation of endocytosis
Cellular component (GO): endosome
Molecular function (GO): GTPase activity; GTP binding
Source: RefSeq, a predicted model, not a curated record